Messenger RNA from Glycine soja, 1776 nucleotides. RefSeq names its product pectinesterase-like. Gene Ontology annotation, biological process: cell wall modification. NCBI's taxonomy places the organism in Eukaryota, Viridiplantae, Streptophyta, Magnoliopsida, Fabales, Fabaceae. Gene Ontology annotation, molecular function: pectinesterase inhibitor activity; pectinesterase activity. The transcript is spliced from 3 exons. Bases 53 to 1639 code for a protein of 528 amino acids. The record is from RefSeq and is a predicted model, not a curated record.
AUGAACAUUAAUUCUAUCAUUUUUUUACCUAGCUCAGAGAAAGCUCAGCAAAAUGGCCAAAAGUCUUGGCCUAAUCAUUGUCUUCAUAUCCUUGCUUUCUCUGUCUUCCCCAACCCUUUCAAGCAUUUUCUCCAAUACCGUUGAUUUUUGGUGCAACCAAACCCCACAUCCUCAAACAUGCAAGCAUUUUGUCACAAUAAAUAGUCAUCGUCUUCAAGAUGGUAUCCCAAAAAGUGCAUUUCAAUUUAAAAACUUCAUCCUUCAAAUUGCAAUGGACCAAUCAGUGAAAGCUCAAAUUCACAUCAUGUGGUUGGGCUCAAAAUGUAGAAGCAAGCAAGAAAAAGCAGCGUGGUCAGAUUGUACAACCCUCUAUCAAGACACCAUCAACAUCCUCAACCAAGCACUUAACCCUACCAAACAAAGCACAAGCUAUGAUCUCCAAACAUGGCUUAGCACAGCCUUAACCAACAUUGACACGUGCCAAACCGGGUUCCACGAGCUUGGUGUUGGCAACAAUGUUCUAUCCCUCAUUCCCAACAAGAAUGUCUCAGAGAUCAUAAGCGACUUCUUGGCUCUAAACAAUGCUUCCUCAUUUAUUCCUCCAAAAAAGACUUACAAAAAUGGCUUACCAAGAUGGUUACCACCCAAUGAUAGGAAGCUUCUAGAGUCAUCACCACCAUCGUUAUCACCAGAUUUUGUGGUGGCUAAAGAUGGUUCGGGGGAUUUUAAGACCAUCAAAGAAGCUUUGAAAGCAAUUCCCAAGAGAAAUGAGGCCAAGAGGUUUGUGAUAUAUGUUAAGCGUGGGAUUUACAAUGAAAACAUUGAGAUUGGGAAUUCUAUGAAGAAUAUUAUGUUGUAUGGUGAUGGUACAAGGCUCACCAUCAUUUCUGGUAGCCGAAGUGUUGGAGGAGGUUCUACCACUUUUAAUUCGGCCACGGUUGCUGUGACAGGAGAUGGGUUCAUAGCACGUGGCAUCACAUUCCGCAACACAGCAGGCCCAGAAAACCACCAAGCAGUGGCACUGCGUUGUGGUGCUGACCUCUCUGUAUUCUAUCGCUGUGCAUUUGAAGGCUACCAAGACACUCUCUAUGUCCACUCCCAAAGGCAAUUUUACAAGGAAUGCAACAUUUAUGGCACUGUGGACUUCAUCUUUGGCAAUGCCGCUGUGGUUUUCCAAUCCUGCAAUAUAUAUGCAAGAAGGCCAAUGCAGAAACAGAAAAAUGCUAUAACAGCACAAGGUAGAACAGAUCCUAAUCAAAACACUGGGAUUUGCAUUCAAAACUCGCGUGUCAUGGCUGCUGAAGACCUAGUUCCUGUGCUGAGUUCCUUCAAAACCUUCUUGGGCAGGCCAUGGAGGGAAUAUUCAAGGACCGUGUUCUUGCAAACUUACCUUGAUUUGUUGGUAGACCCUGCAGGGUGGUUGGAGUGGAAAGGCGAUUUUGCCCUCCACACUUUGUAUUAUGGAGAGUACAAGAACCUUGGUCCUAGGGGUUCCACAAGAGGUAGAGUGAAAUGGGGUGGUUACCAUGCCAUAACAAGUGCAACCGAAGCAUCCAAAUUCACAGUUGAGAAUUUUAUUGCUGGGAAAUCAUGGUUACCAGCCACAGGGAUUCCUUUCUUAUUUGGACUCGAUGAUUAAGGGUGUGGUUAAUUUGAAGAGGUUGCACUAUUUAUUUUAAGUUCUUUUUAAUUUAUUAUAGUACAAAGUUGUUAUGUAAGCGUAUAAUCAAAUUGAUUACUCAAAGACAACCAAAAGUCCUUGAGAAUUAUUGAUAA